AUGCCAAUGCGUCAGCGCGGAUUCUGAGUCGGGUCGAUGAGAGCCUACACCCUGCGUUUCAUCGUUACAUCCAACUUUUCGCGAAUGUGGCGGCUGAAGUUUCCCUCGUUGUGAUCCCAGCCUCUGAAAGUUCGUUCUCCGCAGCAAGCCAUCAUUUGUGUCGUCCGUCCGCCGAACAUGCUGAAAUUCACGUGAAGUUAGCUCGAGGUGAUCGUUUUUCAUGUCAGCGAACAUGGAGCGCAGGAGGUUGUCCACCCAUGGCGACUCUCUGUAUCAAAUUUUGGGAUUACCGAAAACUGCAACCCAAGAUGAAAUCAAGAAAACAUUUAGGAAACUAGCACUUAAGUACCAUCCAGACAAGAAUCCUAACAAUCCAGAAGCAUCAGAAAAAUUCAAAGAAAUAAACAAGGCUAAUGCUAUUUUAAGUGACCUAACAAAAAGGAAUAUUUAUGACAAUUAUGGCUCCCUAGGUUUAUAUAUAGCUGAGCAAUUCGGUGAGGAGAAUGUUAAUACCUAUUUCCUGGUCACCUCAGGAUGGUGUAAGGCACUGUUGGUAUUCUGCGCGGUUGUGACAGGCUGUUAUUGUUGCUGUUGCUGCUGCUGUUGUUGCAACUUCUGCUGCGGAAAAUACAAACCGCGAGCCCCAGAAGACUCAGGAGAUUAUCAUACAUUAAAUAGGGACGAUGGUGUGAGAACAAGUCAACCCAGAAGUAACAAUUAUAAGAAGGACAGUGACCAGGAAGAUGGCGGCGAAGGCCCGGUCACAUCACAACCGACCUCAAACUCUGCGCCACCUAACAACUCAGCCAAUCCCAUCUUCGCGAUGCCGCCUCCUCCGUCCGCAGCGACAGAGAGCACCUCACUGAACCCCCAAGAGCAUAUCUCAUACACUCCAGGUAGUAUGACUCAAAGUGCAUCACCUAGCCAUAUUUCCCAACCAAGUGGCGACUCGCACUGGUAGAUGAUCCUACCUCCCUCUCUAUAUGGUAGCUUGCUGCUGUGUAAAUCCUCUACACCGGAACACCAGUCCACAGAACUUUAUUUCAUUAAUUCUCGAACCAACGUGUCGGUUCUGCUGAUCCCAGCCUCUGUUUGCCACUACCUUUCGGUGCAGUAUUUAUUCAUUCAAUACAUUUAUUUAUCUAUUUAUUUAUUUAAUUUAUUCAAAAAGUUUAUACACAUAGAUUUUUUGUAUUCAAAUGAACUCAGGCUAGCAUUCAAAAUAUUUUCGAAUCUUUUUGUAUCCUUUGUGAGACUGCUAGCUAGGAAAUCUUGCUUCUCUUUGUUUUGUUGUUAACACAAGGAAUGAUGCCAAACUUUCCUUGCUCUAUGGAAUGUUUGAAAUGUCUACACGUACAUCGAAAGUAAUUUACUUUUCAUAUUGCAGCACUUUCCUGUGUUUAUUAAUGGGUCACUGGACAAAGUCUGUACUAAAAAAAAAUCAGGAUAGUUCUAUGUAUAGUCCUUGCCUUGAAAAGUAAUGGUUGAGAAGCUGAGUCAGUGAGUGACUUGGGCUAUUGUUUAAGGGUUCAAAGGCAGUUACAUUAGUGCAUUUAUAGGACCGUGGUUCACUAAAGCAAAUGAAAUCUUUAACAAAACACUGAGCUGUGCACUUGACUCUGCUCUACCACUUUCUGUAACGUGAACCAUGGUCUAGUAAUUGCCCCGGUUGAUCCAUUUUUUGACAGCUUGUGAUUAUUUUUUCGUUUCACUCAAUGUUUCAAUCGGACAAUAAAAAUUGAGUACUGGUUGGGGUAUUGAAUCCAAUCUAUUCAGUCAUUGGAAAGUAAAAUAGAACAUUAAAGUCUGAAUUAAAUUGAAUUUCCUUCCAUACGAUAGCAUUAUUGUAUGAUGCUUGCAAGUCACAUCAAUUGUUCAACUUGUUUUUUUUUUUUUUUUUUUCGGCUGUUUCUGAAUUUUUAUUUUUUAUUUCCGUAUUGUUUGUUCAUGUGUAAGCUGAUUUUUCCUUUUUUAAAUCCUCCUAGCUAAUUUUUCCUAUCGAAUUCUAAAAUAAGCAAUGAUGUACGAAGGUACUUUCAUACCACACGUUAAUAUCAUAUCUUACCCAUCCAUUUAUUGUAUUCUACACUCUCUAAAUAUUUAGUUUCAUGAUCUCACAAAAACAAAGCAUAAAAGCAGGUAUGUUUCAAACGUUUUGGACAUUUUUUGGAGCAGCAUCCAACUCAAAAUGGGGCAGACAUUUUUCUUAGCUUUAGUUUAAAAUACGCACAUCUUUGCAUCAGAAUUGUGUUAUACUAUUCCUGAAUAUUGUGUUAAACAAAUUAUGUUAAACAUGGAUGCUUACCACAGUUGCCUCAGUCAGGGAAUACGGAGAAAAGUGGGAAAUGUCAGGGAAUUUUAAAAAGUCAGAAAAAAAUUGUUAAGUCACUUGUAUUUGCCUUCCAGGAUGGGUUUGAUAGAAAAAUUUGCAUGAAAAAUAUCUCAAAAUACAUGUCUUUUUUAACUGUUUGGCAUAUCUUCAAUUGUCAGAGAAUUCUACGAAAAUGUGAUAGGGAAAUGUGAGGAAAUUUCGUUUUCUAAAUACUGUGGCAACCCUGUUACCAAUCAUGAAUGUGCUCUGACUAUUUGAAUAAGAAUUUUGUCUGUCCAUUGUUUUUGACUUGCUUGUUGUUUUUCACAAUUCACCGAGACCUUACACGACAAUAAUUCUCUUUAUAUAUCUGUACAUGCAUCAGCUUACAUUUAAAUAUUACUCUUCAAGACCUAAUUGAUUGUAUUCGUACUGUAACACUAUCGCCUUCUCAUUAAACAUUAUUUACUUGGUUAAAGAAGAAAAAUAAAAAAAAAAACCCUUGUCUAGAAAUAGAAUCAACAAGCAUGUACAACUUGGAUUUUAGCGUCCAUGGUAUCAAUUUUGUCAUCAAGGAGGCGUUUCUCCAAUUAAUAGCGCUUAAAUUCCAGGCAUUAUCAGUAACAAAUCGGACUGAUGUAUGUAGACUAGUCAUAUUUAAACUUUUAUAUCUUUUAAAUGCAUAUACAUCUGAAGAAAGUAAAAAGCCAUCUUGUUUUCCCGUGACUAAAGUUCCUUUUUUUAUUUUAUUUUAAUGGCAGUAAUACAAUUCCUGAAAAUGCUUUGGUCAGAAAUUGAGUAGAGAAAUCAACAUCAACUUCAUCUACUGGGCGACUAGACAAGGCUUGAACUUGACAGACAAGCCACUUGUUUCUUCUUCAAGAUUUGAUGUAGAAAAAGAUUCACAAAAUAAAGAGUUCAGAAAGCAACUCCUGGACAAGAUGUAUUGAGUCAUUUUAUCACGAAUCAAAUGGAAGUUUGAUGUACAAAUGCUGUCUCUUGUACUUUUCUCAUUUAAUCAGCGUUUUUUCUUGUUUAGAAGUUCAUUUUCAGACUUUCCAUCGUGUGAUUCGUGUCCCUUGUAAAAUUUUGAAGAGAGAUCAUGUUGCGUAGUGCUUCAAUUCAUACUUUGUCUAGUGGCUCAUUAAGGGCACACUGAGGUGUUUUAACAAGGGAAAAUUUUUAAGUGUGUAAUUUUUACUCUCCAAAUGCAUGAAUGUAUUUCGCCUCCUGGCGUUAAUUUUUUUUUGAAAAAAAAAUUCAGUCACAGUUCAUCUUAAUUUCAAGUUUCGAAUGAGAAUCAGGAAUAGUCCAUAAACAAUUGGGAAAAUGUAAUCAAUACAGAGAAUCAUUCAGUAUUAAACAUAGAAUGUAUCUGUAAAUUUUUUUUGAAGCUGCCUGUUGUUUUUCAUCAGAUUUAACCGAUGUUCCAUCAACUGUUGAUCGUUGGUGAAGAAAAAUUUUAUUUUUAAAGUCCCUCUGCUGUUUCUGGUAAAAAAAACUGCCCUCGUUUUGACAACUUUUUGUUAUGAUGUGUAAUUCAAAAUUAUACUUACUUAGUUAAUUAUAGCACUGCAUUUCUUUUGUGAAACUGCUUCAAGUCGAACUUUUUUUCUUGUGAGCAAGUGAAUUGAAAUUUCUGAAAUGGCUUCCGUUAAAAUUCGUCGAUCAUCAAAUGAAUUCUUCACGAAGCUGGUGACUAGUCGUAAGGAUCAUGUUAUUAAUAUUCAGUCUGCUGUGUAAAUAUUUGAUUUUUUUACUUUCCCCCUCUUAAGUUGUUGAUUUUAGGUACCUAAUCAAUUUUGUUUUUAUUAUUUUUAGGUUUAAAUUGUUUUCAGUCCCUACCAUUUUGAGGUGAAAUUUUUCAGUCCCUCCCAGCACUGACUCUUUGUUUUUAAAGGGUUUCUUGGAGCAAAACGUUAUUAAAAGACUUUAUUUCAUCGACGUUCAAAUGUAAGGGUGUAUCUCAAUUUCCCUGUGAGCCUUGAUCUCCGUAAAACCUCGAUGCUUUCUAGGGUUUUUGAGGAAAUUGAAGUUUGCCCCUACAUUGAAGGAUCAAUGAUUUGAGCCAUUGACUAAUCCCAGACAGCAUCACAUAAUUCUUUCUGGGAUACGAAUCGAGUUGAACAGAAGCAGACCAAGUUUGAAUCAAGAAAAAAAAGUUGGCAGUUUUAUCCCUCCGUAAGACUCUAUAUCUUCGACAGAGUUUAACAACUACUUUCACAUAAAAAUAUUUUUCUCCGAAUUCAGGAAGGAGAAAAUUCAUAACUUGUUGAAUACAAAACUGUCUUCAGUUCAUUUUUUUUUCGAAACGCAAAUUGGUGUGUUCCUGUUCAAUUGAAUCUAUAUGUGCUCCAUUUUUCUAAAACAAAUCUGCUAAUACUUUUCCGGUAAUUGAAAGGAAAGCUGCAGUUAUUUUAUCGAAUGAAAGUGAAGAACCUCCUGAAUAAACACUGAAAAUUGGACUGUGUAUAAAUUUUCAGCUUCGUAAUUAAUUUGAGGCUAUAGUCUGAACACUUAAUCUUCGAUUGCUUUGUGGGAUUAUUUAAAUAGGACACCUAAAAUGCAAGAGGUAUUAUUCCUCACGGCAUUGGUUUAGGAUACUAUUUUAAUCAGUACCAUAGCAGUUUGAGGUAAGGCGGUUAGAUGCUAUGGUGUAAAAGGAGUUGCAUUUCAACGAAGCUACAAUUGGAAUUGUGGCAAAUUUUUAAGAUUUGUCAGAAGAGUAAGACUUCUUUUGCCUCAUAGCGGUACGCUCUGACUGUAAUCUUUGUGAGGUAACUGUUCAUUUUCUCUCACAGGCAUUUUUUCAAAAUCAUCUCCAGAUUCAGAACUUGUUUGUUUUAAAUUCCCUGUAUGACAGUUGUCUAGCAAUACAACUUUUUUGAAUUGCCGAAAAGAACUGCUCCAGAAUUAAAUGUGACCUUUUUGCCACGAUUCCCUGUUUUCAUCAUUGUAAUGUUACAAUAUUUCACAUAAUUUUUACUUUUAAUUUUUCUCUUAUCAGAUAUGUCCUUUAAAUGUUACAAACACCAGUUCACAUGUGUACAUAUUUAUUUAUGGGUAGGCAAGUAUUCCAACGCCGUUUGAGGACGGUGAUUUCAGUUGCGCUAGUGUGUAAGUGACCAAGUCAGUGCAGUAUUUUCACCUAAUUGUUAUUUAGCACUCGACUACUGAGUCGUAUCGAAACCAGUCGUUCUGUACUUUAAUCUAUAACUCAAGCUUGAAAAAUAUAAUAAAUUGAAUAAAUGUUA
This is a messenger RNA of Bemisia tabaci, 5565 nucleotides long. It is a transcript of the gene Csp, whose product is annotated as Cysteine string protein. Gene Ontology annotation, biological process: regulation of neuromuscular synaptic transmission. The record is from RefSeq and is a predicted model, not a curated record. Lineage: Eukaryota; Metazoa; Arthropoda; Insecta; Hemiptera; Aleyrodidae. Gene Ontology annotation, cellular component: type Is terminal bouton.